GAGAGGGCGCUCAGACAGAGAGACUCACAACAGUGAGGCGGAGCUGGGAAUGGAUCAGCUCCUGAAGCCUUAACUCCGAACCUCCACACACUCGCCUACAAGAGCAGGAAAUCCCGCGGCAGAUAAAGCCCAGGCGGAGCGUCGCCGGCGUCCUGAGGUCAACCACCUAUAUGAGGAGGACAGAGAGGUUUGUGACGGAUUAGUCCGGACUCGAUAUCAGGACGGGCAGCAGAGGAGCACAAAGCCGGUGGAGUGUCUCUGGAGCGGCGGAGAUCAGCCCAGCCCCCCACAUACAUACAUACAUACAUACACUCACACACACAGAACCGGCCUGCUGCUCCUAGCCUGUUGCUACUGUGUAUGGGAUAUCUCAUAUCGCAAAUCCCUCGUAUCUCAGCGACACACACGUCUGUAAGUAGUUCCGAGUUGUUUUGUCUUUGUUUGGAGGCUGGCUGGUGUGUUUUGUAGCGGUUGGCGGACUAUAGCGCUCUGCAGCUGGCUAAUCAGUUAGCUGUAGCAUAGCGUUGUGUGUAACGUUACAGCAGCCUCACGAGCACGAUGUAACUUAGUUUGAUUAUUAGACCUCCUUUUAUUAUUACAAGACAAAACAUGUUUUAUAAAAGGGCGCGUGACAUGAACCAACGAGUUUGGCGUAUUUGAACACCUCUGUAUGUUAACGCGGGGUCACUUAUUCCGUGCGACAUAAUCUCGUUUAAUUCAGCGAGGGGCUGUUUAUGCUGCAAAACUGAAUACAGCACAUAAAAUGUGUGUUUUGUUGACUUCAUUCGGCUUAUGUUGAACCAAACUGUGAAUGUGCUGAGUAACUCGGCUUGUGUAUGAUCCUCUGGAUGUCCUCUGCCAUCACUGGAGUUAGUGGACAUUUGCAGGAGAACCGUUCGCGCAGGGGCUUUUAUUUGACUGGUUUUGGUGGAUAAAGUCCAGGGAGUUGCGAGGCGGCAGUACCAGUCUGUAUCCCAUCGUUUGGCUGCUUGAGUGAGUCCCCGAUGCAGAGGGGCUGAGUGCUCCGGGACAUGCUGAAGUGUAUCCCGCUGUGGCGGUGUAACCGUCACGUUGAGUCCGUGGAUAAGCGGCACUGCUCGCUCACUGCGGUGCCCGAUGAGAUCUACCGCUACAACCGCAGUCUGGAGGAGCUGCUCCUGGACGCCAACCAGCUGAGAGAGCUGCCCAAGCCUUUCUUCAGAUUGCACAAUCUGCGAAAGCUGGGCCUCAGCGACAAUGAGAUUCAAAAAUUGCCACCCGACGUUGCCAACUUCACACAGCUGGUGGAGCUAGACAUCUCUAGAAAUGAUAUUUCUGAGAUUCCCGAAAACAUUAAAUUCUGUCAGGCCUUGGAGAUUGCAGACUUCAGCGGAAACCCCUUGUCCAGGUUGCCUGAUGGCUUCACACAGCUCAGAGGACUGGCUCACCUAUCACUCAAUGACGUGUCGUUGCAGUCUCUACCCAAUGACAUUGGAAACUUGUCAAACCUGGUGACUCUAGAGCUGAGGGAGAAUCUACUGAAAUCUUUACCUUCCUCUCUUUCCUUCCUGGUUAAACUGGAACAGCUGGAUCUGGGCAGCAAUGUACUGGAAGUUUUGCCUGACACACUUGGGGCAUUGCCCAAUCUUCGUGAGCUUUGGUUAGACAGAAACCAGCUCUCCUCACUACCUCCGGAGCUGGGGAACCUGCGGCAGCUGGUUUGCUUGGACGUGUCAGAGAACCGUCUAUCAGAGCUUCCCACAGAGAUCAGUGGCCUUAUCGCCCUCACAGACCUGCUGCUCUCUGAGAACCUCCUGGAAGUCUUGCCGGACAGCAUUGGCUCACUUAAGAAGUUGUCCAUUCUGAAAGUGAACCAGAACCGCUUGGUGCAUCUCACAGACUCUAUUGGCGAGUGUGAGAACCUGACAGAGCUUAUGUUGACUGAGAACCUUCUCCAGUCCCUCCCUCGCUCACUUGGGAAGCUGAAGAAGUUGACUAACUUGAAUGUGGACCGAAACCGCUUGAGCAGCGUGCCAGCAGAACUGGGAGGAUGUGUCAGCCUGAACGUGCUCUCCCUCAGAGAUAACCGUUUGGAAAAACUACCCGCUGAGCUGGCCAAUGCAACAGAAUUACAUGUGCUGGACGUGGCAGGCAACAGGUUGCAGAAUUUACCGUUCGCAUUGGCCAAUCUGAACCUGAAGGCCAUGUGGCUGGCAGAGAACCAGUCUCAGCCCAUGCUGAAGUUCCAGACAGAGGACGACGAACGGACUGGGGAAAAAGUUCUCACCUGCUACCUGCUGCCUCAGCAACCCUCAUCGAGCCUUGAGAAUCUACUGGACAGGAGCGUUGAUGAAACCUGGCCCACAGACACUAAUUUGAACAGGGUAUCGGUCAUUCAGUUCCAGGAUGACUCCAAACACGAAGAGGAAGAUGAGGAGACUGCUGCAGAGAAGAGGCAGGGUCUUCAGAGGAGAGCCACACCACAUCCCAGUGAGUUGAAGGUAAUGAAGAAUGUCAUUGAAGCCAGAAGAAAUGAGGCUUAUACAGCCAAGCCAGAUGAGGAUCUGGAGUCCCCGGACUCUGAGCAGAAACGGUUGAGUGGGCUGUCCAAUCAAAGUCAUGAUUCUCAGGCAUCCAGUAGCACCGCCUCUGCCACUUCUCAGGAUGAGAAGCGGGGUGUAAACAGUACAGGGGUGGAGAUUAAUGAUGGUCAGGGUCAAGAAGAGGAGGAGCUGGAUGAGAUGGAGGUGGAGUAUACUGAGCCUACUGUGCACUUUGCUGAAGAGCCCAUCAUCCGUGGCGAUGAUGAGGAGGAAGAAGAUGAAAAUGAAGAUGAUGAUGAAGACGCUGAAAGGAGCGAUGAGGACUCUCGAACGCCGCCUUUUCCUGCAGAGAAACAGCGGCUCAUACGUAAAGACACACCACACUACAAAAAGCACUUCAAGAUCACCAAGCUGCCCAAACCAGAGACUGUCGCCGCCCUGCUGCAAGGCUUCAGUCAUGACGGCCUCUCACCUACUGCUCACACCCCUGAGGACGAGAGGGAUGGUGAGGAGGAGGAAGACGAGGAGGACGAGGGAGGAGUAAUAGUCAAUACCCCUUUUCAACAAAGACUAGAAGCAGCUGAGCUAGAAGACAGUAGGCUGAGUCAGAUGAACUCGUCCCUGCAGCCAGUGAAGGGGGUGUCAUUUGAUCAAGUCAAUAAUCUGCUGAUUGAGCCUGCUCGAAUUGAGGAGGAAGAGCUGACCCUGACUAUCCUGAGGCAGACCGGUGGGUUAGGCAUCAGCAUUGCAGGGGGGAAAGGAUCUACGCCCUAUAAGGGCGAUGAUGAGGGUAUUUUCAUCUCUAGAGUGUCAGAAGAGGGCCCUGCAGCUCGUGCUGGGGUCAAAGUGGGAGACAAACUUCUUGAGGUGAACGGAGUAGACCUGCACGGAGCGGAACAUCACACAGCUGUCGAGGCCCUGCGCAAUUCAGGGACGGCCGUGGUUAUGACCGCUCUGCGAGAACGCAUGGUUGAACCAGAGAACGCCAUCACCACCACUCCACUGAGACCAGAAGAUGAUUAUUUCCCCCGGGAGAGACGGUCCAGUGGGCUGCCUUUCCUCCUGGACCCUGCCUCUCCGGCUGUCAGCGGUGGACCAACACUGCGACUAGCCACUUCUCUGGUCCGCAACGAUAAAGGUUUAGGGUUCAGCAUUGCUGGAGGGAAAGGGUCAACCCCGUACCGAGUAGGAGACACGGGAAUCUUCAUCUCUCGUAUUGCUGAAGGAGGAGCUGCUCACAGAGACAAUAUCCUGCACGUGGGAGACAGGGUCAUAUCAAUCAAUGGUGUAGACAUGACAGAGGCCAGACAUGACCAGGCAGUAGCGCUGCUUACCGGCACCUCCCCCACCAUCACCCUCCUGGUCGAACGGGACCAGGCCAGUGCAGGGGGCGCCUCCCCUCGAACUCGACCUCAUUCGCCCCCUCCUCCAGAGCCAUCUGACUCACCUGAGCAAGAGGAAGGAGAUGAGCACCUUGGAAACCAUCUCAACUGCCCCAUGGAGGAUGAAUACCCCAUUGAGGAAGUGACGCUGAUCAAAGCAGGUGGUCCCCUGGGUCUGAGCAUUGUAGGGGGUAGUGAUCAUGCCAGCCACCCGUUUGGAAUUAAUGAGCCAGGAGUGUUCAUCUCAAAGGUCAUCCCCAAUGGCUUGGCCUCUCAGAGUGGACUUCGCGUGGGCGAUCGUAUCUUGGAGGUGAACACCAUCGACCUACGACAUGCCACACAUCAGGAAGCUGUCAGAGCCCUGCUCUCCAACAAGCAGGAGAUCCGCAUGCUUGUGCGCAGAGAUCCCUCGCCCCCUGGCAUGCAGGAGAUUGUCAUUCACAAGCAGCCUGGAGAAAAGCUGGGCAUCAGCAUCAGGGGUGGAGCUAAAGGCCAUGCAGGCAACCCCUUUGACCCCACAGAUGAGGGCAUCUUCAUUUCCAAGGUGAGCUCCAGCGGAGCUGCUGCACGAGAUGGCCGACUGCGACUAGGCAUGCGUAUUCUUGAGGUGGGCAACAACAGUCUUCUGGGUAUGACACACACGGAAGCAGUGAGGGUCUUGCGUGCUUCCGGUGACUCCCUAGUCAUGCUUGUGUGUGAUGGCUUUGACCCACGAAACGCUGCAGGCAUCGAGGCAUCGCCUGGUGUUAUUGCAAACCCGUUUGCGGCAGGUAUUGUUCGUAAGAACAGUAUGGAGAGCAUCUCAUCAGUAGACAGAGACCUGAGUCCGGAAGAGAUUGACAUCAUGCAGAAGGAGGUAGAGAUGGUGAGAGAGACGUCCCAGUGGGAACGGGAGGAGAUGGAAAAAGUGGAGCGUAUGCGCUUGGAGCGCGAGGAGGCAACUCGUUUGCUGGAGGAGGAAACUGAGAAUUUGAGCACUGGACCACUGAAACUGGACUACAAGACACUGGCGGCUCUACCUACCACUAGCCUACAGAAAGUUAAUAGAUCUUCACCGUCUGAGCCUCACGGGAUUGACAGUCCUGUCCGAGAUGCUGCACACUCUCCACAGAACUCACAGUCAAACAUUCAUUUCCCUUCAAAUGCAAACACCAAGGAUAAUUCAUCAACUAAACCUGGUGCCAUCCAGCCUCUCCCUCGGGUGCGACCCGCUGUGUCUCCAGCCAGUCAGGAUGGCCACACCAGUCCCAACCCUUUCCAGCAUGGCCUCUCUCCCAUCAACUCUCAGACCACUCCUAGUGCCCCAUCCCCUGACACACAUGAGGAAUACCCCAUCAAUAUCAAGCAGGUAUAUAAGGCCUUCGCAGCUGUGCCACACUCCCUGGCUGUACUGGAACCCCCACAGGUAGGACAAAUGCUCAUCAAGGUUGUGAGCAUGUCGUGGUUCCCCCGUCAUCCAGUGCUUGGUCUUCCCGUUGGACAUUUUGUUCCUUUGGGAGCUUGUUUGCUGUCGUGGUAUAAGAAAAAACCUGAGCUGAAUAAUGAGGUGUUUAUGGAUGAGACUGAUGGUGAGGGCAGUGGUCCUCUCAGGCCUCGUCCCUCCCUCUCAUCUGACUGCCGCGAGUACAGGAGCCUGGCAGCCAUGCCACACCUGCCUCGCCCCUCAGUGGAGUCGAAGACCCCCUCCUCUGUUGGCAGAGACAGCCCAGAGCAGCGCUCCUUCAGAGACAGGCAGAAAUAUUUUGAGAUUGAUGUGAAGCAGCAGACACCAGACAAACCCAAACCUCGCAUCUCACUUGUGGGAGAAGAUGACUUGAAGAAAAUGAAAGAGGAAGAAGCAAAACGAAUUGAACAGAGGGCACGAGAGUAUAUGCUGGAUGAAGAUGAGGAGGAUGAGGAGGAAGAUCUGGCGAAGCAGGUGGCAGAUAUGAAGGUUCACGGAAAGGUUAUCCUAGAUGGUGUGGAGUACAAGGUGGAGAGCUUGGGAGGCCACAGUUCCCCAUCUCCGAGGCAGUGUGCCACACCUCCCAGCCACUGUGGCGGCUCAGGUAAAGGAGACUCUCAGCGGAAUUCAAUGGAAGACAGCUUCAGACUGGAACAGAGACCCAACUCCAUGAUGGGUUUGAUCCCAGUUUAUCCCGGUGAAUCUGUGGCUCCCAUUCGGACGGCCAAAGCAGAGCGUAGACAUCAAGACCGAUUACGCAUGCAGAGCCCGGAGCUUGCUGUCGCCAUGGACAAGGAGCUAUCCCCUGCUGAAAAACGAGCCCUGGAAGCAGAGAAGAGAGCCAUGUGGAGAGCAGCCAGGAUGAAGUCUCUAGAGCAGGAUGCGUUGAAGGCCCAGAUGGUCAUUGCCAAGUCUAAAGAGGGGAAGAAGCGUGGCACGUUGGAUCAGCUGUCAGAGUCGCCGUCCCCUGCGCCCACACCCUCUCCAACACCAAUAGAAGAUAUCAGUCCACGGGCAGUGACUUCACCAGGCAGACUGUCCCUGUCAGAAAAGAAGUUUGACUACCGACAAUUUGCUGCCAUUCCUUCUUCCAAACCCGUUUACGACAUUCAGUCUCCUGGUGCAGGUGAUGACGUGCACUUCAUGGAUGAUGCCUCCAGUAACCCAGUGUUUGUUGUAGAUCCAGAAGUUCCUGUGGCCACCACAUCUGCUCUAGAGGAGAUGGCUCUCUACAGUAACAAGCGCAAACUACGACAGGGCCGCCACAGCCUGGAGGCUCCAGUGCCCACAUAACCGUACACUCACACUAAUGCAUCUGAACUGUGAAGAUAAAACACAUAUAGUGAUCAUCUAAUGCUAGGAGAUGCCACACGUGGCUUAGAAUGCUCUGAAAUACACAUUGUACACAGAUAUUAAACCACUCUUAUUUCAGUGCCGACAACACAGGUUAGGAGGUGAGUCUCCCAAACGCUAGUUUUGCCUUUUCAGUUGAAAAGGGUUGCUCAGAUUUUACUAUGAGAAGUCCAGAUGAUGGCUGAUUGAUUGACCCAUUUUACCCAGUUUUCUGUCUGUCGGAAGAGUUAUUUUAAGAGAUGCUGUGGGUUUCUUUCUUAACACUUUGGAAACCUCCUCUAGAAAUGAAAAUGUGGAAAGGCAGAAAAGGAGCCAUUUAAAUGUAACCGUGUUCUUUUUUGGGGAGAUUCAGUUUGCAGACAACAUACUGCUACCUUCACUGCCCCAUGUAAGCCAGAUUUUCACUUUUGUUGCUUUAAUUCACAAUCAGAAAAAAGUUUUUAUUCCUUUAAAUGUAAUUUAUUAAUGUAAUAUACUGUUUUUAAUCUGUGGGAUUACAAUACAAUAGAGGAACAAAUUGAGGCUUUUUGACACAUGUAUAAGGUGAUUACUUGUGAAUUUGUGACGAUUUUUGGUUUUGGGAUAAAUUUUCUUGCACGCAACAUUUUAAAAUUGAAAAUGAGGCCUUGGCGUAAAGCUUUAUUUCCAUUUUAUAUCCAUAUCAGUUUCAAAACAAUCUCUUUUUUUAAGGUGAUGCAAAUGAAUAAUAUUUGUGAAAGGUUGCAUCUGACCUUAUUUAAAGAUCUGUUAUAAACAUUUUGGUAAUAUGUAUGGUCAUGCCAUAUCAUAAAGUCUGACCUACUGUAUUGAGUAGCGUCAUUCUAAACCUUUUAAUUGAUUUCUAGUCUUCCUUUAUUGGACUAGGAGAGUAAAAUGAAGUGGAUAAUGGUUUCAGACGAUUUGUGUUCCUUUGGUGAUCCUCUUCCUCAAGGACACUAAAACAUCCUCCAUUUUUAUUUCUGCUUCUUGUUCUGGGCCAUGUAUGCAUUGAAUCAUUCCCUUUGCUACACUGAGUGACCAGAGUGGAGAAUUCACUCUUUAACAGCCCAUCAUUCGCCAGACCUCACUUUACCUCUCCAUAGACAUGUGGUACCAUUUUGGGAGUGGGAGGAGGAAAUCGAAACAUCUGAAAACAUUUGAUCUCUAUUGACAUCUACGAAUCUUGCUCAUAUCUUUUCCUUCUCUUAUUCUGACGUGUGUGAAGGUAGUAGAUGUUUUAUAAUCUACACUUUAAAUAGUUGAACUUCUAAAGCCACUGAAAAGCUCAUUGUGUGAAUAAUGUAUAAAUGCUAAAAAAGAAGCAAAAAUCAGAGUUGAAUCUGAGCCUUUCUGCCCCAAGACCACAAACUAAAGUCUGGAGGGUAUAGAUGAUUCUACCAGGGUCUUGACUGACUGAUCCCUGUGUUUGUAUAUUGGCUUAUUGCAAUUUUGCAAUUUUACUGUCAAUCCUGUGUGAGGACUAAUAUGAUAGACUUUUAUUAUUCCUUCAAAUAAACAGUUUUAUUUCACUGUUCUCAAAUCAGUUGUUCACCACCCUAGCUGCCAUCAACACUGUGUCCCGAUGAACCUGUCAAACAUAUGAACUUUUUUUUUUAAUUUACUAAUCUUAGCUUUUGUGUUGCUCUCAUCGACUGAAAUUCAGUUUUGGUUAAUAACAGUUUGGGAUUGCUCAUCAUUGUAUUUUUAAAAAAUUGUAGUUUGAGAAAAAAGAAGUUGGUUUUCUGUAACCACUGGGAUAAUGGGAUUCACUACAUUUUUACUUUUUCAAAGCAAAAGAGUUUGAUCUCUCAUAUUGUUUUCUUGUCUUGGUUUCUUGUUGGGGAGGAUUUUUUUUUGUUUUGUUUUGUUUUUUGCUAAAGGGGAGGGUGGGACUAAAGGUCUGGGGAUAGAGCUCAUUCAGGACUGUAACUAGUGAAUUUGUACAACCAAAGAAGUCUAUUUUGUGGUUCAGGAAUAAUAAAGUUUACUUUUCAUUUAA
Molecule: messenger RNA, 8679 nt
Organism: Sinocyclocheilus rhinocerous
Lineage: Eukaryota; Metazoa; Chordata; Actinopteri; Cypriniformes; Cyprinidae
Gene: scrib
Product: scribble planar cell polarity protein
Exons: 43
Coding region: 1032-6641 (1869 amino acids)
Biological process (GO): receptor clustering; establishment or maintenance of epithelial cell apical/basal polarity; neurotransmitter receptor transport postsynaptic membrane to endosome
Cellular component (GO): adherens junction; basolateral plasma membrane; postsynaptic membrane
Molecular function (GO): protein kinase binding
Source: RefSeq, a predicted model, not a curated record